AUGGUCAGCGCACCAGCUCUCCUCCUCGCCGUCACCUGCUGCUGCGCGUCCCUGUGGCUCGCUCGGGCAGAGGCAGACUCCUCACUGGAGACCCGCUCGCUGGAUUUCUCUCCGAAAAGACAACAGGAGAAAGACCUGAUUGACGCGUUGCAAGAAGUGCUGGAGAAGCUGAGGAGCAAGGAGAUGCCCUCUGAGAAAAAGCUUGGCUGGUUGCCUUCGUGUGACGCAGGGGAGCCAUGCGCCGUGCGUAAAGGCGCGCGUAUCGGCACCAUGUGCAGCUGUCCCCGGGGGACUUCCUGCAACUUCUAUGUCCUCAAAUGUUUGUGA
Limanda limanda (common dab) is the source of this 327-nucleotide messenger RNA. Its product is annotated as cocaine- and amphetamine-regulated transcript protein-like. The coding region runs from base 1 to 327 and encodes 108 amino acids. The record is from RefSeq and is a predicted model, not a curated record. The transcript is spliced from 3 exons. Lineage: Eukaryota; Metazoa; Chordata; Actinopteri; Pleuronectiformes; Pleuronectidae. Gene Ontology annotation, molecular function: neuropeptide hormone activity. Gene Ontology annotation, biological process: negative regulation of appetite; positive regulation of MAPK cascade; adult feeding behavior.